Lates calcarifer (barramundi perch) is the source of this 6541-nucleotide messenger RNA. RefSeq names its product phosphatase and actin regulator 2 (gene phactr2). Gene Ontology annotation, biological process: actin cytoskeleton organization. NCBI's taxonomy places the organism in Eukaryota, Metazoa, Chordata, Actinopteri, Centropomidae. The record is from RefSeq and is a predicted model, not a curated record. Gene Ontology annotation, molecular function: actin binding.
AGAGGGGCGGGCUGUGUUGCUCCGGCUGAUGUGGAUGAGGCUCAUAUGAGGUGUGUCGACUUCUCGCCACUGUCAGUCUGCGAGCCCCUGUCCUGGCGGGCUGACAGAGGAACCAUGGAAGAGGAGGAGGCGGGGGACACCUACCGGGAGACGAGGCAUUUUCCUCUCCUGUGGCCUCUCCCCAGGCUCCGCUCUCAAAGUGACGCAUCUGGAUUUCGCUCAAGAGUGCUGUUCAGGCUCCGGGGAGCCCGGUCAGUUGAUGGGUUGGAGAAAUCAUCAUCGUUGGCCAGCUGUGACGUGGUGGUGGACAGCGCCACCAGUACCCAGAAUGCCCCUGCGUCACGGCAGCAGCGAGGCAAGCUGUCAUCACUAGGAAAACUGUUCAAACCGUGGAAGUGGAGGAAGAAGAAGACCAGUGACAAGUUCCAGGAUCUUUCCAAAGUUCUAGAGAGAAAAAUCUCCACCAGACAAACGAGGGAGGAGCUCAUCAGGAAAGGAGUUCUCAUCCCUGACCAAGAUGAACCAAUCAGCAGUGAAAAUCUCAACGGCCAUGCCACAUCAAGUGUGACAUCAGAGGAGGUCAAAGUUGACAUCGAGUCUCCAGAGACCCCGUUGGAGGAACAGGCCACUGGCCCUGUCAGCACUGAGGACAAAACAGAGAGGUCUGAUACUAAACCCAUUGCCCGGGCAAACCAGGUCCGACCUCGAGACACUCAAGCUAAAAAACAGCAAGGUGUCACUCUGCCUGCCUCUUCCAAAUCUGCGGGUGGCACUGCGGCCACAACCAGGCACAGAGAGGGUACCUUGGGGACUAAAAAGACAACUAAAACCACAGGCAAGGCAGGUGCAUCCACUCAGGCUAAAGCUAACCCACGGAGCACUAACAACACUAGUCGCGGGACUGCCAAAUCCUCACAUCCAAAGAAGACAGGAGGCACAUCAAAAACUAACCCCGCCUCCACUUCCACCCCUCGCUCUCGUGCAUCUAAAGACGCAGCUGCUGCACUGCAGACCAAUGGGACAGAUGCAAAGACCAACCGGAAAUCAGACACUCCCAUCUCUUCCUCUGUACCUCAAAAGGCCUCUGCAGAGACUGCUAGCCAUCCUGGGGAGUUAAAACCCUCGACCCUUUCCUCAGACACCAAGCCUGCCUCAUCUAAAGCCUCAGGCAAUGAGACAGAGGGAGCUCAGGCUGCUUCUCAAUCUGCCCCCAAUGCCUCUACUGUGGGUGAGGAGACUCACAAAGGUGCAGCUCCUGAAGCCACAAUCCAGUCUCCCCACAUCAACGCUGCUACGCAGGACACUUCCUUCACGGAGGGAGAGACAAACAGUAGCUCACAGGGGGAGAAAAGGAAAAUGGAAGAGGAGGGAGGAGAGGAAGAAAAGAAGAAAGGGGAAACAGUUUCUGCUGCAGAGAACAGCCCAAGGCCAGCAGCAGGCCAAGCUGAAAAGCCACAGGGCCUAACUGUGAAAACAGAUCAGGCCGAAGUGACGGUGAUCCCUGAUAGGCCAAGAGACAGCCAAACCAGUGACUCAGACUCUGACGGCCCAAUCCUGUACCGGGAUGAGGAGGAAGAAGAGGAGGAGGAAGACGAGUACACAAAUAGCUCUCUGGCCAGCAAGAUCCGCCGAAGAGACACCCUGAACAUCAAACUCGGGAACCGACCCAGCAAGAAAGAGCUGGAGGAGAAAAACAUUCUGCCACGGAGCUCUGAGACAGAGAGACACGAGCUACGCCAGCAGAUAGGCUGCAAACUAGUCAGGCGCCUGAGCCAAAGACCUACCACAGAGGAGCUGGAGCAGAGAAACAUCCUCAAGCAAAAGAAUGAAGCAGAGGAGCAAGAAGCCAAGCAAGAGAUUAAAAGGAGACUCUCCAGAAAGUUGAGUGUUAGGCCUACAGUGGCAGAGCUUGUUGCACGCAGGAUCCUGCGUUUCAAUGAGUAUGUGGAGGUGACGGACGCCAAGGAUUAUGACCGGCGGGCAGACAAACCCUGGACACGGCUGACUCCUGCUGACAAGGCUGCUAUCCGUAAGGAGCUGAAUGAGUUUAAGAGCCGAGAGAUGGAGGUUCAUGAAGAAAGCAAACAGUUCACCAGAUUCCAUCGGCCCUAAGCGCUCUCACUGCCAGCGGGACGUCAGUACCACAAGCUCUCUGGUCCACAGCUCCCAGCAGUCUCCCAGCCCUCCAGACCCUCAGUACACAGCUCAGUUCACUUUGCUUUGGGAUCCUCCUUCCCCCUGACGUGUUCAUGUCUAUAGUGACAGCUACAGGUGUGUCUUAAUGCCUUGGCUAUCCAUGGGCUCCAGUGAAACAUAUAUCACAUAUCUAUAGUCUGAACAGUGGUGUGUGUAGUGCUCUGAUUAGAGCCAUUUAUUUACUGUAGAUGGCCAGAGCCUGCUGGUAUAUGAUGUUUUUUUGGGGGGGUUUGGUUCACUUUAGGCCUUGUAAUGAGAGGCUCCAGGGAGGAAAUGUGUUAAAUUACCCUCAUAGUAAUGAAUGUGGCUUUAGUGUACCAUAGAGUUUGUGUACAUGCCAUGGUAUGCCUUGUUGUAAACUGCCAAAUGGCCAUAUUUGGGCAUCCUCCUAGAACAGGAAAUAGGAGUGAUUGGAUGGUUGUGUGCUGAUGUCAGUGCCUAUGUCAUAGAUCAGAGGGGAGGAGAGGCAGUUUGUUCUGCUCUGAUGUGCCUCAUGGAGUUGAAUCUGAAAUACUGCAGUUCAUUUUUAGAUAUAUUUAAAGUAUAUUGCCACCAGAGGGCAUUAUAUCAUAAGAGUUAUAACCUGCAAGGAUGAAGAUGUGUAUGUAGAUGAAGAAUAUACUGCAAGGGUUAUAUUUACAAUUUCUGAAGCCAAGGGAACAGCGGGUACCUGAGGCUUUAAUAGUGAAGUGCAAUGGAAAUCACUCCAGUUCUCGCCACUUAUUAAUCCCUCAGCACUCUUCAUGAUGAUACAUGAUGAUUACGUACCAUCAUAUAUCCUGUGUUGAGUUAUUAAGUGCAGAUGUGUGUUCACAAAGUGCAGGACUUGCUGUUGAGAAGGAUCUAUUUUUUAUAGUUCAGUUUUUCUUAUUAGGCUUUUGGCUGGAGCUCUUACUCAGAGUCACUCAGUGCCAAAGAAGAAUUUGAGUGCACACCGGUCUUCUUAUUUGAAAGUUUACUAGUUUGAUUUUGUUGGGUGGAUUCGUUUAAAAGUUUUAUGAAUAUAGAGCAGGCACAGAGAGUUUCACCACUGAAGCAAUCAGCUGGCCUCUCAAAGAAGUGGAGUACUUUAUUUUCUGUUUCCUUGAACAUGCUUUUGCAAUUCAAUCUGUCAGCUGGUGAUAGUCAUGUAAGGAUGCACUUCCUGACAAGUGGCCCUUUUACACCUUUCCCUUACAUGUACCUUCAAUCCAGUUUUCAUCAACACACAACUAGAUUUCUCUUUUUACCCCCAAACUGUAGAAGUUUACCAUGAACAUGAAAAUGUAAAGGAACUCUUCAAUGUUUUAAGGAAAUCUGAAAUGAAAGCAGAAACAAUUAGUGAAUUCAUUGAUCAGGAAAUGAUCGUAAAUUAACCUACAACAAUAUCUCAAAUUGAUUGACUAUUGGUCAGCUAAAACAAGCAAUUUGAAUUGAAAUUGAACAUUGACAUUAAUUUUCUAACAUUUUAUGAAUAAAACAAAGAAAAAUAAUCGUGAUAUUCAUUCACAAUCUAAACAAUCACUUGUUGCCACUCUGAAGUGUUAAAUAAGAGGAUCAAAAACACUCUCAUGUCUGUGUGCAAAAUAUGAAGCCACAGUCAGCAGGUGAUUAGCUUAGCUUAGUCCUUAUGCUAAGCUAUGCAUGAUUAUGAGUAUUUCUCAAAAUGUCAAACUAUUCCUUUAAUAUCACACAUAAGGACAAACUAAAUUACUGGAAUGUGUUAGGUUGUAAUGAUCUACGUGGGCCCAAGGGAGGUUGUAAAGCAGCAUGAAGUAUUUCAUUUUAUGUUCUCCUGCUCUUAUUGAUUAAAUUUUGUAUUUUGUGGUGGUUGGGUCACUGUUCUUCUUUGGUUCAUAGAUUUUCUGCCUUUAAGAGCUUUGUCAAGAUAAAAUCUAAAAACUCAAGAUGCAUGUUGAUGCAAAAUGUAGAGGGGAUAAUGAUUUGUCUUUGGCAGGAUAUGUUUGUUAGGCUGAUCUAUCAGAAAAGGAAACCUCAGAAAAAUCAGAGAUAAAAGAACAGACACACAGACAGAGAGCCUGAACGUAUAUCAUAACCUAUAGCUGUCAAACAUAUUUAAGGAUUAAUAUAAAAAGCUUGUAAAGAAAAACAAAAAACAAAACAUGAUGGCUUACUCAUUGCCAUGGACUUUCAUACAAAAAUGAAAUAAAAACAUUAGUCAUUUUUCAUUCCCAUCAUAUUCGGGCUAGACAGAAGAUGUUUGCUGAUGAAUGAUUGACAGAUUGAGCUUGCUGACGUCCAAAGGCUUGUGUUCAAAUGAUAGACCUCCAGCCUCCACAGCACUCAUCGUUCUUACAAAUGGUAACUGAAAAGGACAAAUUCGUCAUUUCUGCUUCUGAAUGUGCGGAAGUCGUAACAUGGAAUGAUGUACAGUGAUGGAAAAGAACCAACAGUAUUCACUCAUGUCAAUGUCUAUGUUGUUAUAUAUAUAUUGAUUAUUUUGUACAGAAUGUAUAUUGAGCAUGUGCAUACAUUGAAAUCAACUUUACUACCAAUAUGAUACAAUGCAACUUUGAUGUGAAUGUUUUAAGCUCUGAUUUUAGUUGUCUUAUCAUUUUUUUUAUGUCAUCCCCAGACAUUGAUAAUGAAAUGAGCGGGACAGCUCACACACAGGUGCUGUUUCCAGUCAGCUUAUCAUGCAUAGUAUGAUGAAUAACUGUAAUGUCCCAAAAGCUACCCGUUUCCUAAGCAAAAUAUAGAAAGGACAUUAUAAAGGCAGUGAUAUAUCAGAUUAUUUUGUAUUCUGUUCCACUCACUUUAAAUUUUGGUGAAGUCAGCAGGUGCAAUGUAGCUAUUUCAUGGAGAGUGAGUCGGUUUAAAAGCAAUUUAUAAUCCUUCUUGGACCUCACUUUUGAUUUAUUUCUUCAGAUUACUACAGUUUACACUGCACAAACUAGAAAAACAAACAACCUGACAUUUUGACAUGACCACAAUAACUGUUAAAACUACAUUGGUUCAAGUACAGUGUGUAAUUUUACUAAGUAAGAAAACAUGAGUCUGAUUAGUUACAUGGAGUGUGAAAUUACCUUCUGUAAAAGUAAACAUGGUGCAUACCAACAGAUAUUAAAAUAAAAGAAAAUUUCUUAUUUCAGAUAAACAAAUUAGAAGUCUUACCUGGUUAUACAGCUUUGAUCCUGUCACAGCUAAGUAAACAUGAAUGUGCUGCUUCCAUCUCUUUAAAAAAGACAAUAAGUUAAACCAAUAAACCAAAACUUGUAACACUUUAUUUUAACCCAACCUGUUUAGCACUUAUAAGCAGUAUAGGGUCAAAGAAUAAAUGAAUAAAAGUUAUGUAAUUGUAAACAGAUAUAAAGACAUUUUUAAGAGUUUAUUAAUAUAUUUGUUAACAACUUUAACUCCUUAUAUUUGACUGUGACUACAUUGUAGUGAGUCUGAAUAAAGUGUUUAUAUACUGCUUAUAAUUGCUGAGUCGAGACGUUUAAAUAAAGUGUUACCUAAUUAUAAGAAGCCUUAGGAAUCUUGUUUGUAUAAAGCAAGGGCUUAAUGUUAUCUCUUUUAAAACAUAGGUGACUUUAUAAAACUGAAACUACUGCCUGAAUUAUUACCACAUCUACAAGUUUGUUUUUCCCUCAGUGCUGAUGCAGAAUUGCAUAUUUUAGUCCAGCAUCUAAACUAAGCAGCUGAUGACAGUUGUUUUUGAGUCAUAACCUGUCAGUAUUAAUAACCAGGAGCAAGUCCUUUAUAAUCCUUUAUGGCUGCAGUCUGGUUUCAUCUCACCUUGUAUGGAACUGCAAAACAAAGACAAUAAACCCUCUGAGAGCAAGACCCAAAGAGGCUUUAGUAACACACUCCACAUUUCUUUGCACUGUUUAUGACACAGACUGUGGGAAAUCAUAGAGUUCCUGCUUUUCUUUUCAAAAAGUAUUUCUCUAAAUUUCCUGCCAGACUACUACUAUUAAUUUGCAAUUCUGGAGACUUCCACCAGUUCAUGAAAAUGUUUACAUCUGUGAAUGUCUGCUGUAGUGAUGGUGCUUGAGGUGUCCUCCUUCACUUCCCCAAAUCAGAUUCCCAAUUUCAAACAGGAGCCUUAACCAGACUGCUGCUGCUGCUGCUGGUUUUUCAAAAGCCUUUUUUCUUAAUCUUUUCUUGAUCGUGUGAAAUACACAGUGAGGUAACACAAAUUGUUUCACAGCUUCACAUAAAAGGCAUAAAAUCCCUGGACUGGAUAUUCCACAUGGAUUCCAAACACCUUUACUGUAUGUUUGACAUAAGAUUGACCUUUGAACUCAUAGGAUGAUGUCAUAUAUCCCAAAAACUGCUUCUGUUAUGUGCAAACUAUAACUGUGUAUAUUGUUUUUGUAUAUAAAGAAUCAUGGAAAAAACA